Leptonychotes weddellii (Weddell seal) is the source of this 2365-nucleotide messenger RNA. The record is from RefSeq and is a predicted model, not a curated record. NCBI's taxonomy places the organism in Eukaryota, Metazoa, Chordata, Mammalia, Carnivora, Phocidae.
CUUCCUCUUCCGGCUGGGACUGGCCCCUCAGAUACAUGAUCUGUAUGGGAAAGUGAAAUUCUCAGCCGAGGAACUCAGCAACAUGGCCUCUGAGCUGGCCAAAUACGGCCUCCAGCUGCCUGCCUUCAGCAAGCUCGGGGGCAUUCUGGCCAAUGAGCUGUCACUGGACGAGGCUGCAGUCCACGCAGCUGUCCUUGCCAUCAACGAGGCCGUGGAGCGAGGGGUGGUCGAGGACACCCUGGCUGCAUUGCAGAAUCCCAGUGCCCUGCUGGUGAAUCUUCGAGAGCCUCUGGCGGCCAUCUACCAGGAGCUACUGGCCCAGGCCAAGGCGGAGAAGGCCGCCAGUGCCCAAACCCGCGAUGGUGGAGAGAGCCGGGACGUGUACGAUAGCUUCCUGACUCAGGCUGAGAUCCAAGGCAACAUCAACCACGUCAACGUCCAUGGGGCUCUAGAAGUUGUUGAUGAUGCGCUAGAAAGACAGAGCCCUGGCGCCCUGCUGGAGGCCCUUCUGGACCCUGUGCUGGCCCUGCGAGGGGUCCGGAGGGACUUUGCUGACUGGUACUUGGAACAGCUGAGCUCAGACAGAGAACAGAAAGCACAGGAGCUGGGCCUGCUGGAUCUUCUGGAAAAGGAGGAGGUCCAGGCCGGUGUGGCUGUAGCCAACAUGAAGGGUGAUCAGGAACAAGCCAUGCUCCAGGCCGUGUGCAGGAUCAACAGAGCCAUCCAGAGCGGGGUGGCCGCUGCUACCGUGAAGGCGCUGGCGUGCCCCGAGGCCCGGCUGCCUGCAGUGUACCCCCACGCCCCGGCUGCGUACCAGCAUGAGCUGACGGUGCUCCAGCAGCAGCGGGGAGGGGGGCUCAGCCACGAGGAGCUCUUUGUCGCCGUGGAGAUGCUGUCGGCCGUGGUCCUGAUCGACCAGGCCCUGGAGGCCGGGGACGUCGGCGGCUUCUGGAGCAGUCUGGUGAACCCCACCACGGGCCUGGCCCAGGUGGAAGGAGAGAAUGCUCAGCGUUACUUUGAUGCUCUGGUGGAGCUGCGACGUGCACUGGAUGGGGCCGUCUUGAGCUGGAACGACCUGCAGGCCACCGUGCACCAGGUCAACGCCCAGGUGCAGGAGGAGACCGACCAGGUCCUCGCGGUCAGCCUCAUCAACGAGGCUCUGGACCAGGGCAGCCCUGAGAAGACCCUGUCUGCCCUCCUGCUUCCCUCGGCCGGCCUGGACGACGUCAGCCUUCCUGUCGCCCCUCGGUACCAUCUCCUCCUCGUGGUGGCCAAGAAGCAGAAGGCCCAGGCGACCGGGGACCCCGGAGCCAUGCUCUGGCUAGAAGAGAUCCGCCAGGAGGUGGCUAGAGCCAACCAGGACACAGACGCUGCGCAGAGAAUGGCUCUCGGUGUGGCCGCCAUCAAUCAGGCCAUCAGGGAGGGCAAGGCAGCCCAGACGGAGCGGGUGUUACGGAACCCCACCGUGGCCCUCCGAGGGGUGGUUCCCCACUGUGCUGACAGCUACCAGCGGGUCCUGGAAGAAGCCAUGGCAAAGAAGCAGCACCCAGACACCGCGCUCUGGGUCCGACACGACAUGAAGGACGGCUCAGCCUACUACCUGCACCUGCAGACCUUCCAGGGGACCUGGGAGCGGCCCGCUGGCUGCCGCCUGAAUAAGUCCCACCUGACUCGGGAGGAGAUCCAGUCGGCCGUCACCAGGGUCACCGCCGCCCACGACCGCCAACAGCUCUGGAAGGCCAACAUCAGCCUUGUCAUCCAGCUCCAGGCCCGCCUGCGCGGCUUCCUGGUCCGGCAGGCGUUUGCAGAACGCUCCCACUUCCUGAGGACCUGGCUGCCCGCGGUCAUCAAGAUCCAGGCUCACUGGCGGGGUUACAGGCGGCGGAAGGCGUACCGGGAGCGGCUGCGGUAUUUCAGAGCAAACUCGGAUGCUGUGAUCAAGAUCCAGGCCUGGGCCCGGAUGUGGGCAGCUCGGAGGCGAUACCGGAGGCGUCUGGGAUACUUCCAGAAGAAUGUUAAGUCCAUUGUGAAGAUCCAGGCAUUUUUCCGCGCCCAGAAGGCCCGGGAUGACUACAGGAUGUUAGUCCACGCACCCCAUCCCCCUCUCCGCGUGGUAUGCAGAUUUGCCCACCUCUUGAAUCAAAGCCAGGAGGACUUCCUGGCUGAGGCCGAGCUGCUGAAGCUCCAGGAGGAGGUGGUCCGGAAGAUCCGGUCCAAUCAGCAGCUGCAGCAGGACCUCAACCUCAUGGACAUCAAGAUCGGCCUGCUGGUAAAGAACCGGAUCACCCUGCAGGUGAGCGGCCAGCCCCUCCCGCGUCCAGCCGCUCCCGGGGACUCGCUCCAGCAGUCCCUGCCCUUCCGGUGA